Messenger RNA from Felis catus (domestic cat), 11627 nucleotides. It is a transcript of the gene SCN8A, whose product is annotated as sodium voltage-gated channel alpha subunit 8. Gene Ontology annotation, cellular component: plasma membrane; voltage-gated sodium channel complex; axon. Lineage: Eukaryota; Metazoa; Chordata; Mammalia; Carnivora; Felidae. Bases 199 to 6174 code for a protein of 1991 amino acids. Gene Ontology annotation, molecular function: protein binding; voltage-gated sodium channel activity. The transcript is spliced from 27 exons. The record is from RefSeq and is a predicted model, not a curated record. Gene Ontology annotation, biological process: membrane depolarization during action potential; neuronal action potential; sodium ion transmembrane transport.
GCGGCGCGGGGGGCGGGCGCGGGGAGCGCUCCAAGAUGGCGCCCACCGCAGUCCCGCCCGCCGCAACCUCGGCGCCUCUGCAGUCCGGCCGCGCCUCCCGGGCCCCGCGCUAGGGCCGCCGCUGCCUCCCUCGCCGCCGCUGCCAGCUGACCUGUCCCGGACGCAGCAUAACUAACGAAGCUGCUGCAGGAUGAGAAGAUGGCAGCGCGGCUGCUCGCACCACCAGGCCCUGAUAGUUUCAAGCCUUUCACCCCUGAGUCACUGGCAAACAUCGAGAGGCGCAUUGCCGAGAGCAAGCUCAAGAAACCGCCAAAGGCCGAAGGCAGUCAUCGGGAAGACGAUGAGGACAGCAAGCCCAAGCCGAACAGUGACCUGGAAGCGGGGAAGAGUUUGCCUUUCAUCUAUGGGGACAUCCCGCAAGGCCUGGUUGCAGUUCCCCUGGAGGACUUUGACCCAUACUAUUUGACGCAGAAAACCUUUGUAGUAUUAAACAGAGGGAAAACUCUCUUCAGAUUCAGUGCCACGCCUGCCUUGUACAUUUUAAGUCCUUUUAACCUGAUAAGAAGAAUAGCUAUUAAAAUUUUGAUACAUUCAGUAUUUAGCAUGAUCAUUAUGUGCACUAUUUUGACCAACUGUGUAUUCAUGACUUUUAGUAACCCUCCUGAAUGGUCGAAGAAUGUGGAGUACACAUUCACAGGGAUUUAUACAUUUGAAUCACUAGUGAAAAUCAUCGCAAGAGGUUUCUGCAUAGAUGGCUUUACCUUUUUACGGGAUCCGUGGAACUGGUUAGACUUCAGCGUCAUCAUGAUGGCGUAUAUAACAGAGUUUGUAAACCUAGGCAAUGUUUCAGCUCUACGCACUUUCAGGGUACUGAGGGCUUUGAAAACUAUUUCGGUAAUCCCAGGCCUGAAGACCAUUGUGGGUGCCCUAAUCCAGUCAGUGAAGAAGCUGUCAGACGUGAUGAUUCUGACAGUGUUCUGCCUGAGCGUUUUUGCCUUGAUUGGACUGCAGCUUUUCAUGGGAAACCUGCGAAACAAGUGUGUUGUGUGGCCCAUAAACUUCAAUGAGAGCUAUCUGGAAAAUGGCACCAGAGGCUUUGAUUGGGAAGAGUAUAUCAAUAAUAAAACAAAUUUUUACACGGUUCCUGGCAUGCUGGAACCUUUACUCUGUGGGAACAGUUCUGAUGCUGGACAAUGCCCAGAGGGGUACCAGUGUAUGAAAGCAGGAAGGAACCCCAACUACGGUUACACAAGCUUUGACACGUUCAGCUGGGCCUUCUUGGCAUUAUUUCGCCUUAUGACCCAGGACUACUGGGAAAAUUUGUAUCAGCUGACCCUGCGAGCUGCUGGGAAAACGUACAUGAUCUUCUUCGUCUUGGUCAUCUUUGUGGGUUCUUUCUAUCUGGUGAACUUGAUCUUGGCUGUGGUGGCCAUGGCUUAUGAAGAACAGAAUCAGGCAACCCUGGAGGAAGCAGAGCAAAAAGAGGCUGAAUUCAAAGCAAUGUUGGAGCAACUGAAAAAGCAACAGGAAGAGGCACAGGCGGCAGCGAUGGCCACCUCCGCCGGCACGGUCUCAGAAGAUGCCAUAGAGGAGGAAGGUGAAGAAGGGGUAGGCUCUCCUCGGAGCUCCUCUGAAGUAUCCAAACUCAGCUCCAAGAGUGCCAAAGAAAGACGUAAUAGGAGAAAGAAGAGGAAGCAGAAGGAGCUCUCCGAAGGAGAGGAAAAAGGGGAUCCUGAAAAGGUCUUUAAGUCAGAGUCGGAAGACGGGAUGAGGAGGAAGGGCUUUCGGCUGCCAGACAACAGAAUAGGAAGGAAGUUUUCCAUCAUGAAUCAGUCACUGCUCAGCAUCCCGGGCUCGCCGUUCCUCUCCCGCCACAACAGCAAAAGCAGCAUCUUCAGCUUCCGAGGGCCCGGGCGGUUCCGCGACCCGGGCUCGGAGAACGAGUUCGCGGACGACGAGCACAGCACGGUGGAGGAGAGCGAGGGCCGCCGGGACUCGCUCUUCAUCCCGAUCCGGGCCCGCGAGCGCCGCAGCAGCUACAGCGGCUACAGCGGCUACAGCCAGGGCAGCCGCUCGUCGCGCAUCUUCCCCAGCCUGCGGCGCAGCGUCAAGCGCAACAGCACGGUCGACUGCAACGGCGUGGUGUCCCUCAUCGGCGGCCCCGGCUCCCACAUCGGCGGGCGGCUCCUGCCAGAGGUGAAAAUAGAUAAGGCAGCUACCGAUGACAGUGCUACAACUGAGGUGGAAAUUAAGAAGAAAGGCCCUGGAUCUCUCUUAGUUUCCAUGGACCAACUGGCCUCCUAUGGACGGAAGGACAGAAUCAACAGUAUAUUGAGUGUUGUUACAAAUACACUAGUAGAAGAACUGGAAGAGUCUCAGAGAAAGUGCCCCCCGUGCUGGUAUAAAUUCGCCAAUACUUUCCUCAUCUGGGAGUGCCACCCCUACUGGAUAAAACUGAAAGAGAUUGUGAACUUGAUCGUUAUGGACCCUUUUGUGGACUUGGCCAUCACCAUCUGCAUCGUCCUGAAUACCCUGUUUAUGGCAAUGGAGCAUCAUCCUAUGACACCGCAAUUUGAACACGUCUUGGCUGUAGGAAACCUGGUUUUCACUGGAAUUUUCACAGCGGAAAUGUUCCUGAAGCUCAUAGCCAUGGAUCCCUACUAUUAUUUCCAAGAAGGUUGGAACAUUUUUGACGGAUUUAUUGUGUCCCUCAGUUUAAUGGAACUGAGUCUAGCAGACGUGGAGGGGCUCUCGGUGCUGCGAUCUUUCCGAUUGCUCCGAGUGUUCAAACUGGCCAAAUCCUGGCCCACCCUGAACAUGCUGAUCAAGAUCAUUGGAAAUUCAGUGGGUGCCCUGGGCAACCUGACCCUGGUGCUGGCCAUCAUUGUCUUCAUCUUCGCCGUGGUGGGGAUGCAACUGUUUGGAAAGAGCUACAAAGAGUGUGUCUGCAAGAUCAACCAGGACUGUCAGCUCCCUCGCUGGCACAUGAAUGACUUUUUCCAUUCCUUCCUCAUUGUCUUUCGAGUGUUGUGCGGGGAGUGGAUCGAGACCAUGUGGGACUGCAUGGAAGUGGCAGGCCAGGCCAUGUGCCUGAUUGUCUUCAUGAUGGUCAUGGUUAUUGGCAACUUGGUGGUGCUGAACCUGUUUCUGGCCUUGCUCCUGAGCUCCUUCAGCGCAGACAAUCUGGCAGCCACAGACGACGACGGGGAAAUGAACAACCUACAGAUCUCAGUCAUCCGGAUCAAGAAGGGGGUGGCUUGGGCCAAACUCAAAGUGCACGCCUUCAUGCAGGCCCACUUUAAGCAGCGUGAGGCCGAUGAAGUGAAGCCCCUGGACGAGCUGUACGAAAAGAAGGCCAACUGCAUCGCCAACCACACCGGUGCGGACAUCCACCGGAAUGGUGACUUCCAGAAGAAUGGCAAUGGCACAACCAGUGGCAUUGGCAGCAGCGUGGAGAAGUAUAUCAUUGACGAGGACCACAUGUCCUUCAUCAACAAUCCCAACUUGACCGUGCGGGUGCCCAUUGCUGUGGGCGAGUCUGAUUUUGAGAACCUCAACACAGAGGAUGUGAGCAGCGAGUCGGAUCCUGAAGGCAGCAAAGAUAAACUGGAUGAUACUAGCUCCUCUGAAGGAAGCACCAUCGAUAUCAAACCUGAAGUAGAAGAAGUCCCAGUGGAACAGCCCGAGGAAUACUUGGAUCCAGACGCCUGCUUCACAGAAGGUUGCGUCCAACGAUUCAAAUGCUGCCAGGUCAACAUCGAAGAGGGGCUGGGCAAGUCUUGGUGGAUCCUGCGGAAAACCUGCUUUCUCAUUGUGGAGCACAACUGGUUUGAGACCUUCAUCAUCUUCAUGAUUCUGCUCAGCAGUGGCGCCCUGGCCUUCGAGGACAUCUACAUUGAGCAGAGAAAGACCAUCCGUACCAUCCUGGAGUAUGCCGACAAAGUCUUCACCUACAUCUUCAUCCUGGAGAUGUUGCUCAAGUGGACGGCCUACGGCUUCGUCAAGUUCUUCACCAACGCCUGGUGCUGGCUGGACUUCCUCAUCGUGGCUGUCUCUUUAGUCAGCCUUAUAGCUAAUGCCCUGGGCUACUCGGAACUAGGUGCCAUAAAGUCCCUUAGGACCCUAAGAGCUUUGAGACCCUUAAGAGCCUUAUCACGAUUUGAAGGGAUGAGGGUGGUGGUGAAUGCCUUGGUGGGCGCCAUCCCCUCCAUCAUGAAUGUGCUACUGGUGUGUCUCAUCUUCUGGCUGAUUUUCAGCAUCAUGGGAGUUAACCUGUUUGCGGGAAAGUAUCACUACUGCUUUAAUGAGACUUCUGAAAUCCGAUUUGAAAUUGAAGAGGUCAACAAUAAAACCGAUUGUGAAAAGCUCAUGGAGGGGAACAACACCGAAAUCAGGUGGAAGAACGUGAAGAUCAACUUCGACAACGUUGGGGCGGGAUAUCUGGCACUUCUUCAAGUGGCAACCUUCAAAGGCUGGAUGGACAUCAUGUAUGCAGCUGUAGACUCCCGAAAGCCUGACCAGCAGCCUAAGUAUGAGGACAACAUCUACAUGUACAUCUACUUUGUCAUCUUCAUCAUCUUCGGCUCCUUCUUCACCCUGAACCUGUUCAUUGGUGUCAUCAUUGAUAACUUCAAUCAACAAAAGAAAAAGUUUGGAGGUCAGGACAUCUUCAUGACUGAAGAACAGAAGAAGUACUACAAUGCCAUGAAAAAGCUGGGCUCAAAGAAACCACAGAAACCCAUUCCCCGCCCCCUGAACAAAAUCCAAGGUAUCAUCUUCGAUUUUGUCACCCAGCAAGCCUUCGAUAUUGUUAUCAUGAUGCUCAUCUGCCUUAACAUGGUGACAAUGAUGGUGGAGACAGAUACACAGAGCAAACAGAUGGAAAACAUUCUCUACUGGAUUAACCUGGUCUUCGUCAUCUUUUUCACCUGUGAGUGUGUGCUCAAAAUGUUUGCCUUGAGGCACUACUACUUCACCAUUGGCUGGAACAUCUUUGACUUUGUGGUAGUCAUUCUCUCCAUUGUGGGAAUGUUCCUGGCUGAUAUCAUUGAGAAAUACUUUGUGUCCCCAACCCUAUUCCGAGUCAUCCGGUUGGCCCGUAUUGGGCGCAUCUUGCGUCUGAUCAAAGGCGCCAAAGGGAUCCGUACCCUGCUCUUUGCCUUAAUGAUGUCCUUGCCUGCUCUGUUCAACAUUGGCCUUCUGCUCUUCCUGGUCAUGUUCAUCUUCUCCAUCUUUGGGAUGUCCAAUUUCGCAUACGUGAAGCACGAGGCCGGCAUCGACGACAUGUUCAACUUUGAGACAUUUGGCAACAGCAUGAUCUGCCUGUUUCAGAUCACGACGUCGGCCGGUUGGGAUGGCCUCCUGCUGCCCAUCCUGAACCGCCCCCCUGACUGCAGCCUGGAUAAGGAGCACCCGGGGAGCGGCUUCAAGGGAGACUGCGGGAACCCCUCGGUGGGCAUCUUCUUCUUCGUAAGCUACAUCAUCAUCUCCUUCCUGAUUGUCGUGAACAUGUACAUCGCCAUCAUCUUGGAGAACUUCAGUGUGGCCACAGAGGAGAGCGCGGACCCUCUGAGCGAGGACGACUUUGAGACCUUCUACGAGAUCUGGGAGAAGUUUGACCCCGACGCCACCCAGUUCAUCGAGUACUGUAAGCUGGCAGACUUUGCAGACGCCUUGGAGCACCCUCUCCGAGUGCCCAAGCCGAACACCAUCGAGCUCAUUGCCAUGGAUCUGCCGAUGGUCAGCGGGGAUCGCAUCCACUGCUUGGACAUCCUUUUUGCCUUCACCAAGCGGGUCCUGGGGGACAGCGGGGAGUUGGACAUCCUCCGGCAGCAGAUGGAGGAGCGGUUCGUGGCAUCCAAUCCUUCCAAAGUGUCUUACGAGCCCAUCACGACCACACUGCGGCGCAAGCAGGAGGAGGUGUCGGCGGUGGUCCUGCAGCGCGCCUACCGGGGACAUUUAGCAAGACGGGGUUUCGUUUGCAAAAAGACCACUUCCAAUAAGCUGGAGAACGGAGGCACCCACCGGGAGAAAAAAGAGAGCACCCCGUCCACAGCCUCCCUCCCGUCCUAUGACAGUGUAACGAAACCCGAGAAGGAGAAGCAACAACGGGCAGAGGAAGGAAGAAGGGAAAGAGCCAAAAGACAAAAAGAGGUCAGAGAAUCCAAGUGUUAGAGGAAAGCAAAAAUUAAACAUUGUACAGAUGUAAAACUUGCAAGCGAAAGAUUGUUUACAAACUUCCUGAGUAUUAUCAAUGCAGGACCGCUGUGGAGACACUUUAACCCGAAGAUCUAUACCAAACGUAGUCGGCUUACCAUGUAACACGGUUGCAUCUUGAGCAGUGACCUGCCGAGGGCAAAGGACCCUGCUCCCUGGACUCACAGAUUUUCUAAUGCUUGGGCAGGUGGUUACUGCAUGUUCCACAUCAGUCAAUGCAACUUAGGACAAAACCAACAGGAUACGAAAACCAGAGGAGAGGCUGCCGGGACCAGCAUAUUUCCGUUGCAGCCAAAUGGAUUUUAUUUUUUCAUUUUGGUGAUUCUCAGAAGCAGAAAGCAUCACUUUAAAAGUUUGUUUGUUCGUGCAAACUGUAUUUGCAUUCUUACAUUAGUUAAGCUAAGCAGCACACAGGAAACACACACACACACACACACACACACACACACACACACACACACUCCCAUCUAGCCCGUGUCAUUUAAUUGUCCGUUUCUUUGACAUAAACCGCAUCUUCUCCACAUGGCGUCACGUGGUUUGGAGAUGGGUGGGGGAAAACAAUCAGGUUUCUUCAGGCUGAGGAGGACUUGCUCAGGCCGAUUCCAAACAUUGUGCUCGUUCACUGCGUAGAAAUGAUUUGCAUGAUGGCAUGCCGUGAUCAGAAGUCAUGCAUGAGAACCAUACACCACAGGACACUACUAACCCUGUCCCCUGCCCUGGGUCAGCCUUUGGACAGGACCCAGCCCUGCACCGUUCACUGUAUUCGGAGAACAAAAUGGUAAGCGUUCCAUUCCACUGCAAUUCCUUACGAAUUCGUAGAAGUCUUUCAUACAUCUUCUGGGUAGGGAAACACAACCAACCGAUUGACCCCACCACCACUACCAACAGAAAACAGACCCAGUCCAACAAGCAGAUGGAUCCGUUGUGUGUAUAUGUUUAACAGACAUCUCUAACAUACAGCCAUUGUUGCCCAUUUUGAAAGACGAACUAUUUAAUGCUGCUCGGUGUCCCGUCCACGGGGAGACUUCGAUCUCGAAUGGCUUUGUAUUAAUAAUGUCACUGUAAAACCAAAUCCUAGGGCUAAAAACAAAAAUCAAAACAACAACAACAACAACAACAAAACCCAGUUCAUUUGUAUUGCAAUAUUUAUGAUGAUUGUUUAGCCUUCAUGCUGGAGAACUGACACUUGUUUGGGGCCGAGGUACAAGCGCUGUUCAAAGUGGCAUGGCAUCUCUAGGGGGUAAUUUGGGGAACUUAAGCUUUCACGGGGGGGUCUGGGGUGCUCGCUUCAGGUAGUAUCACGUCCUGCUGCACUGUGGCUCUCUCCGGGCUUGGGUCCAGCCGGAGAGGGGUUCGGAUAUCCUGAACGGGCCUCUCCCUCGGCAGAGGGGUUGUCACAAGCUCACACACUGCAUGAUGCCUCUUGUCUCCAUCUCGUCUUUCCACCAAGCAGGGCUUCCCUUACUUGCAGAGGCGGGUGAGGGCGGCCGCGCUGGGGCUAACGGCUGUGGUUCCUUUCACGUUCUAGCGAACACAUAGUCACUGGUGGGACCCGAGGUAGAGAUGAACCAAGCCCACGUGGUUUCUUUAUCGCACCGAUUCUCAUGAGAAAGCGAUUCAGUACUAAUUCCUAAGCUGUCGCAGCUUCCCCCGCCCGGCACGUCCCCUUUCUAGCCCGUCGUGCCGCCUGCUUAGCGACCUGCCCGCUGUCAUCGGAGGGUGGCUCUGGGGGGAGCGUCCUGUCUUCUGUCCCCUCUCCCGCUUUAGGGAAGACGGUUUUUAGUCCAGGGGCUUCUCAUCCGAGGACUAGAUCUCAAAGCCAGGAUGCUGCAGUUGAGUGUCUCAGGAAGUCGAUACAAAGAAUGAGGAGAGACUUUAGCAUGCGAACUAAACCAAACUAAAAUUCCUCCUGCACCAUAAAGUAGAGGGGGGGGCUAAAGACCCCCCGCGAUCAGACACAACAGUCUGCCUUGUAGCAGAAGCACUCGGUGGGACCGCACCACCCACCCGACUAGUUUUGCGUACGACCAACACAGCGAGGCAGUAAGCCGAGCUUUCUGUCUUCUUGGACCAUUAGAAACUCUGCCCGGCUCUCCUAAGCCUGCUUCUGCGGCCUCCUCCGUAGAACUUUCGUACUACACGCGACCCAGGUUGGAAAAGCAUUUCUCUCAGUGACCCUGCUAACCGCUAGGACGAAUGUAUAGUAACAUGUACAGGCGACGUCGUCAACAGCACAAAACAGAAGCUGACGUGUGUGGCUAUUCUUUUUAAGAGAAUUAUAAAUACUGUAAUAUAUCAUUUUAUUUUAUCGGCAUGCCUUUUUGUAAAUACAAAUUAACAACUUAUUAAAUAGGAAAUGGCUUCUGGCUUAUGCCAUUGUCAUGUUUAUUUUUAUUUUUUAUACUUUUCUUUCUUCUUAGAACUUAGAUGCUGUCAGCCAAUGUACAUCCCCAAACCAGACAGACAGACAAAAAAUUUUUUAUUGCUAAUGGUCUUUUCCAAAACAACAAAAAAUAUAUAUAUUUUUGUUCCAAUGUGCAAUAAAUUCUAACCACUUCUAUGCAAGAUUUGGCUACACUUCAUCAUUGUUCUUAGGUCUUGAGAUGGGCAACAGAGCUAGAAGACCCCGCUCGGUACCCCAAGUGCUCGUGCUAGUGAUGUCAUUAAGCUACUAGAGCAUAUUAAUGAGAUUUUUUUCUAAGAUCUGCCCUUUUCCCUCCCCCAGGUCCCCAGCAGCUAUCUCCUCAGUAACACACACAUGGGCCUUGGUAUCUGACACCCAUCAGCCAGCUUCACAGGGAAGAAGCCACCUCCACUCUUAACUUGAUGUUUCAACUUUUGUUUUUUUUUUUUUUUAACUUUUCCUACCUUCUUGUCCCUCACCCGCCGCCCCUCCGCCCACUCGCUCACUCACUCUCUCACUCACCCGCCCUGCUCCACACUUCUUCGGUAGUAAGUGACACCAUCACCAGCAGUCUACACCCGCAGUUAACAGGCAUUGAACUGAAAGAACCAGUGAGGACGUUUUUGUACGCCCUCGCCGGGUGGGUAAGUGGCAACGCUUUGCCAAAUAUUAACGAAGCCAAUCAAAAAGCAGCAGCAGCCACAGUAUCACUGCACAUAUAUAUAUAUAGAUAUAUAAAUAUAAUAUAAAUAUUUAUUUUUUGUAGCCAGGUCCUUGGUGCAGUAUUUAUACUCCACAAUUCACCUUUAAAAAAGGACAAAAAGCAAAAAGACGUGUGAUGCUGUUAACUUAAAACGCAGAGCCAAAGCCACUGAGCAGCAGCUGACACGGUUGCUGGUUUGUGUGUGCAAAACGCCUUCCCCUCUUCUUCCCUUAACCUCCUUGCUGCUCAGGCUGAGGAGACUCCGUAAUUCAGAGGGCGAGAGCAGCGAAACCUUCCCGAGUCAACGUGACCUACUCCCACUUCUCUAAAUGAGCCACUUUCGGUGUCGGAAGUUGACUGGGGAGAAGUAAGCAGCAGCUCCCGGUCAGAGCCCCUGGAACGACAGUGCCCAGAGUUCUUUUCUUUUCCGCCGCAACCCGUGUAAAUUUGUAAAAGACCACUAGUGAAGAUGAGUGUAUUAGUGAAUGCAUGGAGGCCAACACUGCUCUAAAUGAGACGUGAUACAAAGUACAUCACUACUAUAAGCCAAGAGGAAACAAAAUAAAAAUGACCCUUUUUACUGUACAAGGGAAGCCUGUCUUGGUGUCCGUCUGUUGCUUGACUCUCCCGAUUCUUGAGUCCUGGGAGGGGUCUGGGAAUUGGGACCUUAGCACGUGUGGGGAAAGGAGGGGAACGGAAGGGAGAGAGAUCAGGGUCUCUCGCUAAGCUCUGGCUGAGAAGUAGAGAUUGGAGAGAAAAGCAAGGUCCUGCCCACCGGCCCCCCAGACCCCCACUCACCCAUUGCAUGUGAUGUUCUCCCCACUCCCGGGCCAGUGCUUAACCGUCCACAAAACCCCUUCUUCACCAGUCCACCUGGCAGAGCCCCCCAAGAUGAUGUCAGCCAACCCAGCCGGGCUGGCCUCACUUCUGCCUUUCUCACCAGUACGUUAAGGAAAGAGCUAUGCCGAUGCCCCAAAGCUCGGGCGAGCACGAUGCCCAACAGCCUCCACUCUGCUAGCUAACGCUGGGCCCUGCCCUCCAUCACCCCAACACACACACCAGCAGACUACGGCUGGUCUCGUUCACAUCCGUGCAGGGGAGAGGGGCACCGCUCCCCUCCCUCACCCUGCCCUGCUUUGGGGACAUCCCUCUCUAGGCCAUGUCUCCUGGUCCAGGAACACUCUCAGGAGGAUUCUGAAGUGCCCACUCUAGUCUGGCUGGUAGGUCAGUCCCCAUCCUCCUCCCCUCGGCCCCAGCCUCCAGGCCUGCUGUGGAGGUGAGAUCGCCAUGGGUUACGACUUUGUGACUUGAGUCCUGGGCGUCUUCUGCAAUGAUGCCUAUUUCUUUUCUCAGAUGUUGCCCAAAGUCUUGCAAAAAGCUUCGUUCAUUUUCAGGUACCCCCACCCCCUAAAGAAUCGGCUGCAACUAGCCAGCCAGGGGGACAUCAGGAGAGAGGAGGAAGUCUGGGUCGGGAGGGGCCCAAGGUUUGCACAGAGUCUGCUUUGUGGCUCAGCUCUGUGCCUUCCUGGAUUCCUUUUCCAAGAUUUCCUCCAUUAAAAUGCUCCUGAGGCACCCCCUGCCCCUGCCCCCCACUGCUGUUUGCUGUACAUAGAGGCUAAGUGGGGUGGGGUGGGCGGGUGUGCACGUGUGAUGUGUGUGUGUGAAGAAUGUAUAUAGGUAAAGGGGAGCGUGGUCCAGUGGUUCCAGAAAAGGGGCAGAACUCCUGUGUUCCAUCCCCAGCUCAACCACUGGCUCGCUGUGUGGCCUUGGGCAAGUCACUUAACCUCUCUGUGCCUCAGUUUCCUCAUCUGUAAAAUGGGGAUAAUAAUACUGACCUACCUCACAGGGGUGUUGUGAGGCUUUAACUAAAUGUUUUGUAAAGUGUUUUGAGAUACAGAGGCAAAGGCACUAGGGAAGGGCAAAGAAUUAUUUGGACUUAAGGAAGAUGAAAUGGUACCAUAAAUGCUGCUAUUCUGAGAGCCAUUUUAAACUGCACUGCUCCAAUCACCCCCGCUUCUCACCACCAGGACAGCAGGUCGAGAAAAUGUCUUUCCUUUCACUUGCUUCUGGGGUUUGUGAUUAUUCUAGACACUUAAUUUUUUUCCCUCGCUGUAUCUCCUUCCCUCACCACCUCGACUUGUUCCCUGUUCCGUUUACGCGGAAAUGGCAGAAAUGCUUGAGAAAUGAGAAUGCAUAAGUGGAUUGGAAGUUUAUAGUCUGAAAUUUCAAUUUUACUUUGUACUGUACAUCUUUUUACUUUAGAAUUUGCAAUAAAGGGUUACGUCAAUCUUGUUUUCAACUCUC